Perognathus longimembris pacificus (Pacific pocket mouse) is the source of this 2058-nucleotide messenger RNA. It is a transcript of the gene Kif2b, whose product is annotated as kinesin family member 2B. The transcript has a single exon. Bases 1 to 2058 code for a protein of 685 amino acids. Gene Ontology annotation, biological process: microtubule-based movement. The record is from RefSeq and is a predicted model, not a curated record. NCBI's taxonomy places the organism in Eukaryota, Metazoa, Chordata, Mammalia, Rodentia, Heteromyidae. Gene Ontology annotation, molecular function: ATP binding; microtubule binding; microtubule motor activity.
AUGGCCAGUCAGUUCUGUCUCUCUCUCACCCGGUGCCUUUCUCCCCUGAAACAGAACUUGGAGUUGAACUUCAGAGAAAUCCAGGCGGGUAUGUCCCUAGCGAUCCAACGCAGCGACAAGAGGAUUCACCAGGCUGUGGUCACUGAGAUCAACAAGAAAAACUCUUGCGUUACGGUUGAGUGGGUGGAGAAAGGAGUCAAAAAAGGCAAGAAGAUUGACCUGGAGACCAUAUUCCUCCUGAACCCAGAUCUAGCCUCUGCUGAGCACCAAAAGACAUGCGGUAAUCCUCUGCACCCCUUGUCUGCCUUCGGGGAUCAACGUACCACCGCGGGUCCGUGGAUCACCCAGUUGGUCCCCCAGAUAAAGGAAACACCCUCUGGGGACAGCCCAGCCUUGGUGUUCCCCAGCAAUCCGUGUCUGGUGAAGCAGAGAAAGUCCCCCUGCCUGAGGGAGAUUGAGAAACUGCAGAAGCAGCGGGAGAGGCGCAGAAGGCUGCAGCUAGAGAUCCGAGAGCGACGCGCCAUGGACGUCAACACCGGGAACCCCAACUCUGAGACGAGUCGCAUGAUCGAAGAGUACCGCAGGCACCUGGGCAGCCACAAGGUGUGCAGCCCAGAGGCCUCACCAGUCCAUCGUAUCUGUGUGUGCGUGAGGAAACGGCCCCUCAACAAGCGAGAGACCAGCAUGAAAGACCUGGACAUCAUCACCAUCCCCUCAGAUCACGAGGUCAUGGUGCAUGAGUCCAAGCAAAAGGUGGAUCUCACCCGCUACCUGGAGAACCAGACCUUCUGUUUUGACCAUGCCUUUGAUGACACAGCCUCCAAUGAGUUAGUCUACCAGUUCACUGCCAGGCCCUUGGUGGAAUCGAUCUUCCACAAGGGCAUGGCCACCUGCUUUGCCUACGGACAAACGGGCAGCGGGAAAACGCACACCAUGUGCGGAGCCUUUUCCGGAAGUCUCCAAGAGUGCUCUAAAGGCAUUUAUGCCUUGGUGGCUCAUGAUGUUUUUCUUCUGCUCAAAAACGCCACUUACGAGAAGCUGCAUCUCAAAGUCUAUGGGACGUUUUUUGAGAUUUAUGGAGGCAAAGUGUACGACUUGUUGAACUGGAAGAAAAGGUUGCAGGUUCUGGAGGAUGGCCAUCAGCAGAUGCAAGUGGUCGGGCUGCAGGAGAAAGAGGUGUGUUGCGUGGAGGAAUUACUGAGCCUGGUGGAACGGGGGAACAGCUGCAGGACUUCCGGGCAGACAUCGGUCAAUUCCCACUCCUCCAGGAGCCACGCUGUGUUCCAGAUCAUUCUAAAGUCUAAGGGAACACUUCACGGCAAGUUCUCCCUCGUUGACUUAGCUGGGAAUGAGAGGGGAGCCGAUACCGCCAGGGCCAACCGCAGGCGGCAGCUGGAAGGGGCAGAGAUCAGUAAGAGUCUCCUGGCCCUUAAAGAAUGUAUCAGGGCUCUGGGUCAGAACAAGCCACAUACCCCAUUCCGAGCUAGCAAACUCACGCAGGUACUUCGGGAUUCCUUCAUAGGUCAUAACUCUUCCACGUGUAUGAUUGCUACCAUCUCACCGGGGUUGGCCUCUUGUGAAAACACCCUCAACACUUUAAGGUACGCCAAUAGAGUGAAAAAAUUAGCUCUAGAUCUCAGGCCCUGUCCUCGAGGUGCCUCUCCCACAAGACCUGAGCCACCACGGAUGUCAGGAAAGCCAACGAGGAAUUCAGACACGACCCUUCAGAGGGAUGGGAUUGAUAAAACUCCUGGUGCGCAAAAGGAGCCGGUCGGACAGCGUGAGCGCCUAGCCACGUUAUCUGCAUCACUCAUGAACCAUGCGGCCACGACAUGGAAGGAGGCCAAUGAAUGGUGGGAAAGCAUCCAGGAGACAACUAUGGGAGUCGACUGGGAGACAGAUUUCUGCAUGGCCCACUCCUUGUCCAUUUUGGAUCAGAAAAUUGAUGUGCUGGCUGAGAUCCAGAACAAACUCAAACUAUUACGAGCUGAGCUCCAGAAGAGGAACAAAGUAGAGGGGAGCCGAGGACAAGAGAUCAGGACUGAAAAUAAUGGGUAG